Messenger RNA from Chelmon rostratus (copperband butterflyfish), 672 nucleotides. Its product is annotated as serum amyloid P-component-like. The coding region runs from base 1 to 672 and encodes 223 amino acids. The record is from RefSeq and is a predicted model, not a curated record. The transcript has 3 exons. Lineage: Eukaryota; Metazoa; Chordata; Actinopteri; Chaetodontiformes; Chaetodontidae.
AUGGAGAAACUCUUACUUUUAAUGGUGAUGUUUACAACAUGUUUUGCUACACCCCAAGAUCUGUCGGGCAAAGUGUUCGUCUUCCCCAGGGAGACUAACAGAGAUCAUGUGAAACUCCUCACAACUCAAACCCAAUUCAGUUCUGUGACCACCUGUCUCAGAUUCCACACAGAUCUCACCAGGAACUACGCGCUCUUCUCUUUGUCUACUCCCAAGCACGACAAUGACUUUGUGCUAUUUAAGGUCAAUUCAGAGGGUGUCAUCAGGGUGCAUGUUCGAGACGGGGGCACGGACUUCCUGUCGCUGUCACUUCCUCCAAACACCUGGCACUCUAUGUGUGCCACAUGGCGCUCUGACAAUGGCUUGGCUCAGCUGUGGGUGGACGGCAAGGCGACCAUCAAGAGAUUCAUCCAGACUGAGGCCAUCACUGGAGCACCCAUCACCAUCCUGGGCCAGGAGCAGGACUCCUAUGGCGGCGGUUUCGAUGCAAAUCAAUCUUUCAUUGGUAUGAUUACUGAAGUCCACAUGUGGGACUAUGUCCUCACUGCUGCUGACAUCAAACGCUAUAUGAAUAACAAACACUUCACUCCAGGCAAUGUGUUCAACUGGGGACACCUUGAGUAUGAAAUCACAGGUCAGGUUUUGGUGGAGGAAGAGUCUGAAGUUAUGUAA